Molecule: messenger RNA, 1662 nt
Organism: Pangasianodon hypophthalmus (striped catfish)
Lineage: Eukaryota; Metazoa; Chordata; Actinopteri; Siluriformes; Pangasiidae
Gene: cnmd
Product: chondromodulin
Exons: 7
Coding region: 71-1012 (313 amino acids)
Biological process (GO): negative regulation of endothelial cell proliferation; negative regulation of angiogenesis
Source: RefSeq, a predicted model, not a curated record
CCCAUAACCUUCCCCCUCUUCCUGCUAAAACCGAACAAGUGAACACUGUGACAGAAGUCUACAACCAGCCAUGGAGGAGACCUCAGAGAAAAUCCCUAUUGCUUUGGCCGGACCUGAGGAUUUACAACAAUUCAUGCCACCUGCGUACGCCGCUGUCGCUGUGAAGCCCUCGAGCUCCGUGCGCGCGCUCAAGAUCGCCGUGGGCGCGCUGAGCAUCGGGGCCGCUCUCCUGCUGCUCGGAGCUGUGGGCGCCUUUUACUUUUGGAACGGCAACGACAAGCACGUGUAUAAUGUCCACUAUAGCAUGAGCAUCGAUGGUAAAAUGGAGGAGGGCUCCAUGGAGAUUGACACACUGAACAACUUGGAGAGAUUCACAACAGGAAGCAAAAAUGACGAAGCAGUUGAGGUCCAUGAUUUUCAGAUUGGAAUUACUGGUAUUCGUUUCGCUGGAGGAGAGAAAUGCUACAUCAAGACUGAGGCCAAAGGUCACCUUCCAAACCUGGAAUCUCUGAACAAGGAGUCCCUGACAUUUGACUUGGAGGAUGAGGUCAUGCCUGUCAAGUUCGAAGAAGACUCUCUAAUCUGGGUUGCAGCUGAUCAGCCUCUGAAAGACAACAGCUUCCUCAGUGCCAAAAUUUUGGACCUCUGCAAAGACGUGCCCAUCUUCUGGCUGCGUCCUACCUACCCCAACAAUGAGCAGAAGAAACCAGUUCCAAGGGCCAGACGACAGGCUCCUGAAGGCAAUGAUGACAGGGCUCCAUUCAACCCAAACAACCCUUACCAUCAGCGUCGUGAGGAGGGUGAGGACAGCCCUAUGACGGUGGACACCAUGCUGGACCACACAGGUGUGUGCUGCUCCGAGUGUCGCCGUAGCUAUACACACUGCGUGCGUGUCUGCGAGCCUCUGGGUGGCUACGAACCAUGGCCAUACAACUACAGAGGCUGUAGGCAAGUGUGCCGUGUCAUCAUGCCAUGCAGCUGGUGGGUGGCUCGCGUCAUGGGCCUCGUCUAAAGUCUCCACAGUGGAUGAACUCACAAAGAAAGCUAGUUUCCAACAGAGAAGCCUCAUCACAAGCAUCACAUUGUGCAAAAAAACUUACCAUUUAUUAUGAUGGGGUCUAAAGUAUUAGAAUACUGGUUGCAUUCAGCAUGCGAGUCUGUUAUUGAACCAUGUCAGCAUUGUUGGGGAACAGUGUGAAGAACAUUUGGUUAGUCUCAAAAAUAUGAACAAUGUACAUUAAAGGACUAGCUAUGGGGAAAGAAUUCUAAUGUAUAGUUUUACUUACUGAGCAGCCACGAUGUAUUUUGUCCAAAAUUUACUUUUUACUGGCACUAUCAAGCUAAUAAGCAAUGAACGUCUUUCUUGCCCACAAUAAACGAGAUGUGAACUAAAGUAAAAUAUUCUUUUUCUUUUGAUGUAAAUAUAUGUAAUAAUUUGCUUCAGAGAGCAGCAGACGAGUCUUUGAAUAGCAACAAAGUAUAAACACCUAUAUGAGAUAUCUGAUAUACUUGCUGGCUUUAAAACCAUUUUGUUUCCCUGGAUAUUGCUUUUGAUGCAACAUAAAACGAUUUCUGGCCUUUUUUAGACAAGUAUUGCCGCUUUCAAAGAGCCUUUUCAAUAUAACGCCAAAGUGUAAUAAAGGACUUUUUCUACAAUAGAAA